Bufo gargarizans (Asiatic toad) is the source of this 1629-nucleotide messenger RNA. RefSeq lists its product as uncharacterized. The coding region runs from base 728 to 1594 and encodes 288 amino acids. The record is from RefSeq and is a predicted model, not a curated record. The transcript has 2 exons. NCBI's taxonomy places the organism in Eukaryota, Metazoa, Chordata, Amphibia, Anura, Bufonidae.
GUCUGUAAGCUGUGAUGUGAUCCAGUGUUCUCCGAAGGUGGGGGCUGCUGCUGCCACCGCGAGCAGCAAGAAUUCCAAGAAUUCAUCAGAGGUCGCGACGCUGCAGAAAGGUCAAAUCCUUAACAAAUGUCAAAUAAGUGAUCACCCUAAUUUUUUAUGUGAUUUGUUUCAGAUAGAAGGCCGAUAUUUUCUUGAUUCCUAUCUCCAAGAUGAACUUAUCGGACCAAUCAGGGGUUUACUUGACACAGGAUCACAAGCCACUAUAUUGUCAUAUGGUUACUUCAAACAGGUAUUAGAGGUGACAGCAAAGAAGCCGAAACUGAAGUCGUUUGAUGGCUCUUUGAUAAGUGUCGUCAGAGACACUUUGCAGCUCACCAAUACAUAGAGAAUCUACGUAAGCACCUUCAGCAUGCUUUUGCAUUUGCCCAGAAGAAUCUGGAGAAAGCAGCCGUGAGCGCCAAAACCUACUAUGAUCUGAAGACUACUCAAAAGGAGUACCAACUUUCCGAUCAGGUUUAUCUCUAUAACUUCGCCCGGGAUUAGGUGAAGGAAAGGAAGUUCCUGCCUUCCUGGAAGGGACCCUAUGUCGUCACUGACAAAUUGUCACCUGUGGUCUACAAGAUCAAAAUUCCUAAGGGGGAUGAAUUUAUAGAGAAAUGGGUGCACAUUAAUCAAUUACGUGUUUGUCAUCCUAGGUCACAACUUCGCCAAAUGGAAGGAUUGCCGGAUGAUGAAGAGUAAAGAGAUAACAAGGUUCCAGCUAAAGACGGAAACCCAGGAUUGGUGUAAAAUGGCACAGAGGGUUGUUGCCGUUAUCUGCAUCGUCCUGAUCUUGGGGAAGGAGUUCCAGGCCGAGCUGAUUGCUGUACCAGGCCCUUCAUCUGGGAUCAUGCUACAGGAUACCACGGGAUUCAUCUUGACGAAUAAGAGGAUUCUAUCUCAAAAGAUCUACGUCAGUUUGGACCCACGUGUCUUCGUCGAGAGACAGUUCAACAUUUCUGAGAUUUCGUCUCCGGAGAUAAAGAGUUGGUAUCAAAUGCACAUCGGCUAUUCCCAAGAAAGAAUUACACAGAUCCUGGAACAGACAAGGAAAACCAUGACCAGAGAACAGUUUUCAACAAGUCGACGACCAAAGCGGUUCAUUUCUGCAAUUACAGCCGCCAUAAUCUUUGCCGUAGUGGGCACUGUCAUUGCCACCGGUGUAUCAGCUGUUAAUUCCAUCUCCAUUAAGACAUUGGAACUUGAGAUCGGUUCACUGAAAAGGAACCUAAUGAGUAUUCAUGCAGAGAUGGAGGAUCAGAAAAAAAAACAUUUAUCGGACUUAUAUUCCGUUGCAGAGGAUACUGUCGUUACCGCCGACUUACACUCAAAGUUAUUGGCUCAUUCAAUAGUUCUUCAUGAGAGUCACGAACAGUUUAAACAAGAACUAAUGUCUCUGAAGACUCUGAAUGAAAAGCCCUUUGUGACAUUCCAAUAUAACCCAACUUCUCUAUUGGAUUACAUUGUAAUGAAGGGGGAUUUUGUUGUGCUUUUUCAGAAGUUUAAACAGUUAUAUUUACUUAUUUUAGUUAUAAUGGGUAUUCAUUGCCUUUAAGAGCAAUGUUGAUUUAUAUUCACUGUUUUGUAUGA